UGAUGACGAUGAUCUCUGGCUCCUGAGCUGCUCCCGUUAAUCUCUUUAACGACGACACUCAGAUUACAGAUUACUGUCUGUCCUCGGGGGGCGGAGUCUCCACUGACCCCGCUCCCUGACCUCACACACCUUGUGUCGGUGUUGUCGAGUGUGGGUGAGUGUGUGUGUGUGAUUAAAGUGGAUUUAGUUUGUGGCAGCAGCAGUAGAAGAAGAAGAAGAAGAUGCAGCUGAACAGCAGACGGUCGGCAGCUCUCUGAGACGGGCUGAGCUGGAGUCCGUCUGUGAUAUCAUCAACAGGGUCGUCAUGGGAGACGAGCCUUACCCAGAAUGCCGAGCUCAGGAGCUGUUUGAUGAAUUUGUAUCGGCGACGACCUGCAGGGCGGUGCUGCGAUCCUUUAGUCAGCUGUGUGAACAUCUGCAGCUGGACAAGAGCAGCGCCGAGAGGCUUUUGUACCAACCAAUCAAACACCGCCUCAACUACUGGAGGGCCAACGCUCUGUGGGCAAAGUUGGACCGAAGGGCCGCACAGCCCGAGUAUCUGAGGGCCCGAGUCUGCAGCAACACCACGUGUGUGAUUAUUGGGGCGGGGCCGUGCGGUCUGAGGACGGCAGUGGAGCUGAGCUUCAUGGGAGCUCGGGUGGUGUUGCUGGAGAAGAGAGACUCGUUCUCCAGGAACAACGUUCUCCACCUGUGGCCCUUCACCAUCCACGACCUGCGGGGCCUCGGGGCCAAAAAGUUCCACGGAAGGUUCUGCGCCGGCUCCAUCGACCACAUCAGUAUCCGUCAGCUGCAGCUGGUCCUGCUGAAGGUGGCGUUACUGCUCGGGGUGGAGGUCCAUGUGAACGUGGAGUUUAAGAACCUGGUGGAGCCGCCUGAAGAUCAGCACAGACACAAGGUGGGCUGGAGGAUGAAGGUGAGUCCAACGUCUCAUCCCGUCAAUCAGAUGGAGUUCGACGUCAUCAUUGGAGCAGACGGACGCAGGAACACGCUGCCAGGUUUCCGACGCAAAGAGUUCAGAGGGAAACUUGCCAUCGCCAUUACGGCAAACUUCAAGAACAGAAACACGACGGCGGAGGCCAAAGUGGAGGAGAUCAGCGGCGUGGCCUUCAUCUUCAACCAGAGGUUCUUCCAGGAGCUGCGACAGGAAACGGGGAUCGACCUGGAAAACAUUGUCUACUACAAAGACGACACUCACUACUUUGUGAUGACGGCGAAGAAACACAGUCUGUUGGACAAAGGAGUCAUUCUCCAGGACUUUGCAGACACUGAGCAGCUGCUCUCUCAGAGGAAUGUGGACCAUGAUGCAUUGCAGGUUUACGCCCGCGAGGCCGCCAACUUCUCCACCAAUCACCAGCUGCCAUCUCUGGACUUCGCCAUGAAUCACUACGGUCAGCCAGACGUCGCCAUGUUCGACUUCACCUGCAUGUACGCAUCUGAGAACGCCGCCAUGAUUCGCCAACGCCACGGACACCAGCUGCUCGUCACUCUGGUGGGAGACAGCCUGCUGGAGCCCUUCUGGCCAAUGGGAACAGGAGUAGCUCGUGGGUUUCUCGCAGCUCUGGAUUCAGCCUGGAUGAUCAGGAGUUGGUCUCAGGGCGGAGCUCCACUGGACGUCCUGGCUGAGAGAGAGAGUCUGUAUCGUCUCCUCCCUCAGACGACUCCAGAGAACAUGCAGAAAAACAUCGGUCUGUUCUCUCUGGAUCCAACGACACGAUACGUCAACGUGACACCAGCGAGCAUCACACCUGCUCAGGUGAGACACCUGGUGGACACCGGAGAGGAGGCGGGGCUAAGUACACAUUGUGGUGACAUCAUCCGCCUGCCUUCACCCUGCCUGCUCAGAGAGGAGUACUCCCCUCGGACCAAUCAGCUGCUGACCUGGUGUCAGGAGCAGACCUGUGGUUACCGCGGCGUCGCUGUGAAGGACCUGACUACUUCCUGGAAGAGUGGCCUCGCUCUGUGUGCCCUGAUUCACCGAUAUCGACCAGAUCUCAUAGACUUCGACGCUCUCGACGAGUCGUCGGCAGAAGAAAACACUCGUCUGAGCUUCGACGUGUCUGAACGAGAGUUCGGGAUUUCUCCUUUGACGACGGUGGAAGAGAUGUUGUGUGUCGGAGAACCGGACUCUCUGUCGAUGGUGAUGUACCUGAGUCAGUUCCGCCAGCUGCUCAGAGACUCACCGCCCCCUGCUGGAGGUUUGUGUCAGAGGUCAGACCAGAGGUCAGACCUGAGGUCCGCCCUCGUCACGCCGGCAUCCCUCCUAAGCCGACUAGGUCUCAGUCCGUCCAGGAAGAGGAACCCAAAGGAGCAGAAAGACGCAGCGGGGAAAAGGAGGAAGAAGAGUGGACGUGAUGAAGAGCAGUCAUGUGACCCAAGCGUCGACGGCCUGGUGUGUGACGAGGUGUUUGUGGGCGGGUCCAGUAGGUCCAGAGUUCGUCUGAUGGCCAAUCAGCUGCAGGCGAAACUGAACAAGAGCUCGUCUUCUUCUUCUGCAGCUUCACGUCAGCAGGGGGAGCUGUUGUCUGAUGACCACGCCUCCUCAGAUCCUGAGGAUGCUGCUGCCCAGCCGUCGUCAUGGAGACCGAGGAAACGAACCCUUCAACAGGAGCAGAUGAGUUUUCGAUUCAAAGAGAAGAUCAAGUCUCAGAGUGAUGAGCAGUUUGCAGUGGGCUGCAGUGGUGUGUGUUUCUUCUGUCAGAAGAGAGUUUAUGUGAUGGAGCGUCUCAGUGCCGAGGGAUUUUUCUUCCAUCGCAGUUGUUUCCAGUGUGACUUUUGCAGCAGUUCGCUCAGACUCGCAUCAUACGCCUUCGACCAAAAUGAAGGGACGUUUUACUGUCUCCAUCACUACGACUGUCGUCUGAGCACCGCCGCUGCGAGGAGGAGGCGUCUAACGGCAUCGGACCGAGCAACGUCACAUCGGACCUCUACGGCAUCUCUGGGCUCCGCCCUCUCCUUCCCCUCUUCCCACUCAGUGGUGUCAGCUGGUCGCCGUUGCUCGUCAGCGCUCUCUGUGACGGCGGCGACGCCCGAGAGGAUCGAGCUGGAAGACUUCCGACGGAGCUCGACCCAGGAGGAGGCGGAGCUGCAGGUGGAGGUGGAGCUGCAGGAGGAGGUCUCAGAGGAGAUGCUGAACCAGUUCAACCUGAGUCUGAUCCAGAGACACGAGCCCAGGUCCAGGUCCAAGUCCAGUUCAGAGUCUGAGGAGGAAGAGGAGGAGGAGGAGGAAGAGGGAGGCAUUGAGGUGGAGAGCAGUGAUGCUGCAGGAAGUGACAUCACAACCUCUGACACACCUGUGGAGCCUGACUCCGCCUCCAGUCUGCCACCCUGCAUCACGUCCUGCACACCUUCAUCCUUGACCCCGCCCCCUGGGACCACGCCCUCUACCGCCUCCCUCAGCACCACACCGGACUCCACCUGCUUUGCAGGCAGAGACCCACCUGUCACUCAGAGACAAGGGUGGGGCUCCUUCGAUGACAUUAACCCUGAACUGCCAAUGAAGAAGCCCCUCCUCACACAGGAGAGAGAAGAGUGGCCAGAGAACGAGGGGGCGGGUCUUGAAGAGGAGGAGGAGAAGACAGAGUGUGUUAGGAGGAGACAUGGAGGAGCUCACAGACUCCUCCCCCCUCUGCAGGGGAGGGGGCGGGCUCUCAUACUCCAGCUGAAGGGUCUCAGGGAGGCUUCGCCCCCUGGACAGGUUGAGGUGGAAGGAGGCGGGGCCAGAGCUCUGUGGAGGGUGGUGUUCUCUGGAAACAAGAAGGAGAAGAAGAAGAAGGGCCAGAUUUUACCUCCAGAAAACAUUAAGGAGGAUGCAGCAAAUCAGACGAGCGCUACAGAUGUGAAAGGAGAAGAGUCGGAUCUGGACUCGUCCACUCUGCUGCAGAGAUGUUCACUGAACCCCAGGAACAACCUGCGUCUCCAGAUGUUCGACCUCAUGUCUGAAGUCCAGAGAGUUUCCAUCCAGGAGGAGGACGAGAACCAGGAGCCUUCGUAUGUUCCUCACGCUCUGGCUUUCAAACGAUCGUAUGCCAUCAAGAGAUGCUCUGCAAAGGACAGAGUCCCCCUCCAGGACUCUGACGGACAGUCCUCUUGUCCCACGGAGGUCGUGGGGGUCCUGGUUCAGCCGAAGGAGCCGUCCAGUCUGAGCGUGAAGGAGACCAUGUUCCAAAGGGGACAAGAGGACGAAGACGAAGACCUGGAUGUGAAAAUCACCCGACGUGUUCAAAGAGACGCUCGAAGACGAGCCAAACAGGACGAGCAGAAGAGACUCCACAAGGCUCAGACGAUCCAGAGGCGACUGCAGCAGGUGGAGGAGAAGCAGCGGCAGCUGGAGGAGAGAGGAGUGAUGGUGGAGAAAACUCUGAGAGGAGAGGCUGAUUACUGGGGAGACUCUAAUAACAGUCAAGAUGUCGUCCUUCACCUCGGAGGCCUGGGGAAGCUGGACGACCCGGUUCUGAUGCAGCAGUGGUUCCAGCUCGUUCAACAGAAGAACUCACUGGUUCGAUACGAAUCUGAACUUAUGAUAUUUGCUCGAGAGCUGGAGCUGGAGGAUCGACAGAGUCGCCUACAGCAGGAGCUCCGACAGAGGAUGGUGGUGGACGAUCACCUGAAGCAGGACUGGCAGCUGCUGGAGGAGCGUCUGAUCCUGGAGGAGAUGUUGGAGGUGGUGGAGCAGAGAGACUCUCUGGUGUCCCUGCUGGAGGAGCAGAGACUGCAGGACGGACAGGAAGACCAGGACCUGGAGGAGCUCAUGAUGACCAGUGGUCCGGUCCUCAGCUGCACCUGAAACAUGAAGAGACGUCCAGAGCAGAACAUCAGAUGAACAUUGACCCUUCGUCAGGAACCACUGAGUACAUUCAUUUAUAAUAUUAUAUAACAUGAAUACAUACAACUUGUUUUGCCAACACCGUGAGCUGCUGAUCACCUGUCUGCCUUAUAAUCACCUGAUGAUCGGAGUCAUGUGACUGAUGUGCUAGUGGUUAUUAUUGCGACUCUUGACUCUAACUGGAACUGAACUUUGUUUCCUGUAGAAUAAAGAACAUUGUGUUUAUAA
Scophthalmus maximus (turbot) is the source of this 5050-nucleotide messenger RNA. RefSeq names its product microtubule associated monooxygenase, calponin and LIM domain containing 3b (gene mical3b). NCBI's taxonomy places the organism in Eukaryota, Metazoa, Chordata, Actinopteri, Pleuronectiformes, Scophthalmidae. Gene Ontology annotation, molecular function: FAD binding; protein binding. The record is from RefSeq and is a predicted model, not a curated record. The transcript has 34 exons. Bases 305 to 4783 code for a protein of 1492 amino acids.